Molecule: messenger RNA, 1637 nt
Organism: Contarinia nasturtii (swede midge)
Lineage: Eukaryota; Metazoa; Arthropoda; Insecta; Diptera; Cecidomyiidae
Exons: 6
Coding region: 101-1495 (464 amino acids)
Biological process (GO): lipid metabolic process
Molecular function (GO): phosphoric diester hydrolase activity
Source: RefSeq, a predicted model, not a curated record
GUUGGAACAUUUUGCAACCUUGUGCAUAUCAGUUAAACCAUUUUUGUGUCAUACGGUGCGGAUUCAUUCAGUCAGUUUUCAGAGUUUUUCGGAAUUGUUUAUGCAUUCACAUUUACACAUGGAUUUACAAAUGGUUGUGCUUUUCAUUUUUGUUACAAUAAAUUUGUGUCACAUUACACUGGCUGACUAUGUUUUGGACGCACAUGAUUCAUCGUCACCAUGUCCUAUUUAUUUGACUGUUUCGCCGAUCAGUCAUAAUGUGGAAAAUUCGCAUUUGGAAGUGAACUGGGGUCCAAAAUGCGCAAAUCCAGCCGAAUGGAUUGCGCUUUAUUUAGACGAUCCAUCCAUGUCUUAUGCAGCACCAUUGUUCUCAAUCGAUUUAAAUAAUAAAACAACCGGUCAUGUAAAAACCAAUGUGAAAUUAGGUGAUAUUGAAUUGCCAUACGGGUGGAAUAGAUUGGCUGCAGCAAUUUCCAAACCUGAUCAUAUUCCAAAAUCAGCCUGUCUACCAUUUUAUAUUGCAUCGUUCAAUGGUAAAUCAAUGCAAACAUUGGAUUGUCUAAAAAUUCAACCAAAUUGGAUGAAAUCGUUGCCGGAAAUUCAAAAAGUACCACUCAAAAGUCUACUUUUACCGGGCACACAUUGUUCGGGCUGUUAUGAUCGACGAACAAAAGCCAGUCGCAGCAUUCUUUUGAAAAAGUUUGGUUUCGUUCAGAAUUUCGAUAUUUGGACACAGCUCGUUUUUGGCGUUCGAUACUUGGACAUUAGCAUUGGUUACAAAGAUUCAAAAAAUGAAACAAAUCCGAGCGCAAAUCUAUGGAUUGUCAACGAAAACUUGUUUGUUGCACCGUUGAUUCCAUUUUUAGAGGAAAUUCAUUUAUUUGUUACACUAUCGAAAGAAAUCGUUAUUUUGAAUUUUGUUGAUUUUCCAAUAGGUUUUUUCAACUAUCCCGAACGCCAUCUAAUUUUACUUCGAACCUUGGCCGCUGAACUUGGAGAUGUAAUCUAUACACGACCAUGGGAUAAUAGCGCUAAUUCAGGCGACUUGACUAUUGAAAUGAUGGAUCGUACAGGCAAAAGCCUGCUCAUUCUUUACAAUGACAAAAGCGUCGUCGAAGAUUCGCAGCUCAUUUGGCCAUCAUGGAAAAAAUUCUCGACAGUAAAUUUACAGAACAACGAAUUAUCCGAUUACAUUCGUAAGAUAUUCAGUAAAAAGUUUGAAAACAGUACCAAAUACGAGCCAUGGGUUAUUUAUGGUAUUCAAGGUGUCGGCACCUCUUAUUCGCCCGGAAUUCACUUACCGUCUUCAAGAGAACGUGCAAACGCCAUCAACAAGGUAUUCACAGAUUCAAUAAGCAACGCAUGGGCAUCUAAUGCAAAUGCUAUCGCUUUUGAUUUCUUCAUGAGUUGCAACAUAAUCGAUCUAGCAAUUUCAACCAAUAUGCAAAAGCAUAUUAACAACACGAACUACCUCAUUUUGGACAUUGACGAGUGAUGUUGAUUUUGAUUAUCUGCAAUUUGACUAUUUUUUUUAAUGUUGAUUUUACUUAGUCGUUUUGAAUGUCUCAAAACUAUUUCAAGUCAGUUUGUUUUUGUUGCCAAUGAAAAUAAAAUGAUACUUACAUUAUCAAAAUGUA